UUCAUAGCUGACGCCAUCACGUUGUUGUCGCUUUACUUCUUGUAUUGGGACAAUGGCGGAGAACGAUUUGGAUUUAUACGCUGAUGAUAUAGAAGAUUUCGCACAGGACGAUUUUGGAGGUGAUAACGUUGAUCUCUAUGAUGAUGUUAUUUCAACUCCAGCUACUGGAGGUGGCCCAAGUGGAGAUGCGGCUGAAGCUGCGCCGCCUCCAGCAAAUAAUUCAAAUGCAGAAGAGACAAAUGGGGCCACAUACCCACCAGCUGGGAAUAAUGUAUCAACAGGAACUUUAGGAAGAAGACAUCAACUUUACGUUGGUAAUUUAACUUGGUGGACAACCGAUCAAGACAUUGCAAAUGCAGUUCAUGAUGCUGGUGUAAAUGACUUUCACGAAGUAAAAUUUUUUGAACAUCGCGCAAAUGGUCAAUCAAAAGGGUUUUGCGUCAUUUCGAUGGGUUCGGAAACAAGUAUGAGGUUAUGUUUGGAUCGUCUACCAAAAACUACGAUUCAUGGGCAAGCUCCUAUUGUAACCCUUCCUACGAAACAGGCUCUCAGUAACUUUGAAAGUCAGUCAAAAACUCGCCCUAAUCCUCCAAAUAACGCCAACUCACGCGGUCAACAUCCCGGGCAAGCUAACCAUCCUAUUCCUUCAGGUCCUCAUCACCACCACCAUCAGAAUUUCCAACCCCGUAUGCAAAUGAACUCUCCAAUGCGCCACGGAGGCCCCAUGAAUGCUGUUGUUGGUAUGUCUGUAGGCCCUAACGGUCCUCCACCUCCUCCUCGUAUGCAAGGUGGGCCUCCACCUCCCCCACCAUUUAAUGGACCCCCUCAAAUGGGUCCGGGUGGUCAACAAAUGCGUUUCCAACAACCUCAAUGGAAUGGACCACCCAGACCUAAUAUGGGACCUAUGCCACCACAACAAAUGAGAGGACCUUUACCACCACCAGGACCUGGGCAAGGUCCUGGACAUCCUAGACCACCUAUGCAGUUUCAAGGGCCGCCACAAGUACAGGGUCCACCGAGGGGUAUGCCAGGUCAGGGACCACCAGGUGGUGGCGGGCCGCCCGGUCCGGGUGGACCGCCGCGACCUGAUUGGAACCCGCGCCCGCCCCCGAUGCAACCCGGUUUUCCACCGCAAGGCGGGGGCCCACCCGGCCAUCAUCCGGUGGGCCAGGGCGGUCCGCCGCCCGGAAUGGGCGGACCGCGUGGACCGCCCGGUCCGCCCCAAGGGCCACCACAAGGCCAUCCGCCGCAGGGUCCCCCCGCGCCCCACGUAAACCCAGCCUUCUUCCAACAGCAGCAGCAACAGGGCGGCGGAGGUGGCGGCGGCGGACCCCCACCGCCUCAAUUGAACCAUCACCACCAUCACCAUGGCAUGCAAUCGGGACCGGGAAUGGCCCAGGGACCUCCGAUGGGCCCCAAUUCGAUGCCACACGGUUAUAACAUGCCUCCGAAUAUGACGCAAUCGUAUCCAGGACCGAUUAACGAUCACCCACAAAUUUCCGAACAGGAAUUUGAGGAUAUCAUGUCUAGAAAUCGAACGGUUUCAAGCUCAGCAAUCGCAAGAGCUGUCUCAGAUGCCGCCGCUGGUGAAUAUGCAAGCGCAAUAGAAACUCUAGUGACAGCAAUUUCCCUGAUUAAACAGUCAAAAGUAGCGAACGAUGACAGAUGUAAAAUCUUAAUUAGUUCGUUACAAGACACACUCAGAGGUGUUGAGGAUAAGAGUUACAGUUCUGGAAGGAGGGAUAGAUCGAGAUCCAGAGAUCGACAUCGAAGAGGACGACGAGAUCGAUCCCCUUCUAGAUACAGAGAAAGAAGUCGCGAUAGAGAGAGGGAUCGCGAUAGGGACAGGGAUAGAUAUUAUGCUGACAGCUAUAGGGAAAGGGAAAGAGACAGAGAAAGGUCCAGAAGUCGUGGAGGAGAUCGUGAAAGAGACAGAGAAAGGGAUUAUCGUGAUAGAGAUGCUGAAGAUAGUUCUUCGCGAGUAUCACGAUCGCGAAAUAAAUCACCACCGGAAGUUGUUGAUCCAAAUGCAGAACCAUCAAGUAAAUCACGCGGUGGUGGUGGAGGAGGCUAUUAUGACGAUCGUUAUCGGGAAAGAGACUCAACAAGAAGAGGUGAUCCAGAGCGGGAAAGGGAUCGUGAAAGGGAACGCGAUCGAAGGGACGAAUCUCAUCGUUCCAGACAUUAACAACUUUUGAAAAUACAAAAAUUACAUAAAAAAUAGAGUUUUGAAUUUAAACAAAUAAUAAUGAGAAGUCAAAGAAGAUUGAGUUAGUUUUUAAGUAAUGUUCGUUUAUAUCUAUUAUAUGUUAUAGGUAUUAAUUAUCUUGAAUAACUAAGUAAAAAAAAAGAGGAAGAAUUAGAAAUAUUCUUUUUUAUGUGUAUGUGGCUAGGAUGUUUAAGAAGUAGAUUUCUGUCUAGUUUUGGUAUUAAAUACGAAUUAGUUUAAAACUGCCGAAAUCUUUUUAGCAAGACUAGUUUUUUAGGAUGGAAAGAAUUGAUUUGGUGAAGAAAGAAUUUUGAAGAAACGAAGGUGGAAAAGAAGAAUGUAUGAUGUUUCAUAAAAAUUAGUGUAUUUAAAAAAAAUGAACUGACUUUUUUAUUUUUUAAGUUUAAAUCUCCUCCCUUUUUUAUACAUAAUGAUAAUUACUAAGUCUUUUUUUACAAAUUGUAUAUAUUAGUGUAUAUAAAAAGAAAUGAACAUUUUUUAAAAUGUGAAAACAAUUAGGUUAUAUUUAACCUAGUUACAAAGGUGAUGAUUUUUUAAAGACUUUUUGGUAAGUUGUACAUAUUGAAUGUUUUAAGAAGGCUUAAAUUUACCAAUUGAACCAUUAUUUAUGUAUUUUUAUAAAAUUUCGAAAAAAUAGAAUUAAAUUUUAAAUAAGACACUUUUCGAGGUUAUGUUGGAGAACUAUUACCAAUCUGAUUUUGGUGAAAAAGAAACUUACGAUAUACAAAUUUCUUUUUUAAUUUUCUUUUUACAAUGUAAAUUUAAACAUUUGAGAUUUUACUUCUGAGGAUUAAAUCGACACUACUAAUUAAAUCGAUAAAAUCAA
Molecule: messenger RNA, 3056 nt
Organism: Onthophagus taurus
Lineage: Eukaryota; Metazoa; Arthropoda; Insecta; Coleoptera; Scarabaeidae
Product: cleavage and polyadenylation specificity factor subunit 6
Molecular function (GO): RNA binding
Source: RefSeq, a predicted model, not a curated record